Messenger RNA from Cavenderia fasciculata, 900 nucleotides. RefSeq lists its product as uncharacterized. The record is from RefSeq and is a predicted model, not a curated record. The coding region runs from base 1 to 900 and encodes 299 amino acids. The transcript has a single exon. Lineage: Eukaryota; Evosea; Eumycetozoa; Acytosteliales; Cavenderiaceae.
AUGGAACCAAUAAAUUCACCAACUAUUAUUCAUAUUUCAUCACCAAAUCAAUUAAAUCAAUUUAUCACUUCAGUUGCAACCAACCAAAACAGUAGUCCAAAUGAGAAUAAUCCAAUCAUUUCAACAUUUAGAUAUAAAUCAAAUCAAAAGAAUACUUCCAAUUUAAAUGAUCAUAUUCAUCAACCAUCAUCAUCUUUACAACCAACAAUUAUCCCUACAACAGCUCAACCAACCAAUUCCAAACAAGCUAAAUAUGUUGAACCAACUCUUGAAACAUUAUUUCCAUGUCAAUCUUUAAAGUUUCAUCAAUUCAUUCAAAAUGAUCUUCAACAACAACAAAUGCAAUUACAAGAACAACAACAAAAACAACAACAGCAACAACAACAACAACCAUUAAAUUUUAAUAAUGUUAAACAAUUUAAAACAGUACCAAGAAAGAAUAGUUUAACCAAAAAAGUUCAACAUCCACCAAAAAGAAAUUCUUUUAAUUCUGUAUUUAACCAAUUGAAUAGUUUAUCAAAAUCUUCACCAAAUCUAUCAAUAGGAAAUCAUAGAGGAAAUGUACAAUCUUCUUCUUCAUCUUUGCCUUCUUCCUCUUCUUCAAUUCCAAUGGUUGCAAAUAACAUGUCAUAUUCACAUCCAACAACCAAUUCAUCAUCAUUUUUAAAUGGUUUUUCAACAUCCCCCUCAAUCAACUAUAAUAGUCCAGGUACAUAUGGACCUUCUCCAAUGAAUGAUCCAAUCAAUCAAUUAUUGUUUGAUAAUAAUAAUAAUAAUAAUAAUUCUUCCUCUUUUGAAAUGAAUAAUAAUAUUAAUGGACAAGGUCAAAAUCCAUUAUUCAUGUCAUUUCAUGUACCCCAAUAUCAAUUCCAUUAUCAACAACAACAACAAUUUAAUUAA